Marchantia polymorpha subsp. ruderalis is the source of this 2240-nucleotide messenger RNA. Lineage: Eukaryota; Viridiplantae; Streptophyta; Marchantiopsida; Marchantiales; Marchantiaceae. The record is from the annotation of a GenBank genome assembly.
UGAGCCUGAAGUUCCUACUCCAAGUUGGCUGGACCUGAAGUUGCCCGCGGUCGCGAUGCGCGGAGUUGUUCGUUUGGCACACAUGUGAACGGAUGAACCUCUGGGGAGUGAGUCUGACGGUCGGAGGGCCUUGAAAUUCCUUGAAAAUGCUUCUCGCUAGUAGGCCACAGCAGGACUGGUUGUAUAAUAGGGCGGUGUAGGGUUGCAACAGAGCAAAUCAGUUCGUCUGCUCGUCUGUGCGCUGGAUCUCAAUUUCUGCAGCGCCUGUACUAUAUUGCUGGUGUGUGAGGGGCAACGAAAGCUGGAGCGAACUUUGGAAUCUCACGAGUUUUGUGAAGGUCUCUUGCGAAUUGAAGUCUUGGCACACACAUGUGAGUUAGAAGACAACUCCGCUUCAGUUUCACUCGAGAGGGUGCUAUUAUCACCAUCAUCUUACCACCGACUUUUUGUAGUCGUUCGGAACAAUCAAGUAAUCAUGCGUGUCAGGGCGUAGCUGCCGCCGAGUGGCGUGUAGGGUACUACCAUUACAAGUUUUAUAGCAGCACGUCAUCGGAAUCUUCUGGAGAGAAAGACGAGCUUAGAGAAAUAAAAGCUUCGAGAAUCCAAGUGGUGGGGAGGAGGGAGCUCGAUAUGGCAGUACAGGUAAUCAACCAGUUGAAUGAUCUACCGGAUGAGCUUUUGGCUGCAAUACUUGGGUUUCUGCCUUGGUAUGAGGUGAUGCGCCUGCGAAGCGUCUCGAAGAAGUGGGACGAUCUGCUAAGAAGCAAAGAGUUCCGGAAGAUAUGGCGAGGUUCACAAACGAAUCUGCAUUUUCAUUCAGAACGACUAGCGUUCGUGUGGUAGGCGCUGCACAUGGUCUUCUGCUUCUUCAGCUGUACCGCCCUCGGAAUGAGAAAGGCGGUAGAUCCAUGAAGAUUGAGCUCUUUGUCAUGAAUCCGCUCGAUCCGUCAACCAAGAAAAGAAUCUCUUUACUGGCCCACUUGGAGGACCACUUCGCAGCCAAAAUUCUGGGCCUUGUUUGGAAUGACAUCACCCAGUCCCAUCAAAUCCUUGUCCAGUACCAGCCAGAGUUGGGAUGGCUAGAACCGAAAGACAAUGUCUCGUGGAUUUUCUACCGUUAUGACUUGCAAAGCGGUGCGUGGGAACAGCUUGCAAGAUGGCCCAGAGAUAGACUCGUCGAAUUCCAGCAGCCUUGCAUGCAAGGUGGAAGUCUUAGCUGCUUGGGCAAGGCAAGCCUCUCCAUCAUGCCCGACAGGUGGCGUCCUUAUAGCCUGGAUGCAUCCCACAAGAAUUGGCUGAGAGAACCGACCUGGAUGCGAGCUGAGAACCUUUCGUUUCCUCAGAACGUGCAAUUCACCGCUCUCGCUCCUCACAAUCACGGCGUAAUAUUUGCAGCCGGCAAGGUGCGGUCCAAGCAACUCGAUUACGGCAGGAUCUCGGUCUUGCAAGAAUUCAGCGUAUGGAAAUUGCAGUCGGGACAACCGGCGCAGCAGUCCAAGAAGGACGUACGAGAGUGGGUCAAAAUCUCUGAGAUGCCGGAAGCAAUCGUCGAGAAGAUCAAUGACUUCAAAAAGCAGAAGCAGUUUCAGAGUGCAGCGACGGACGGAUUUGUCGUUGUUGCGAACAGUCUGAGGGAAGGCGCAAUGUUUGACAUGCAGAAACAGAUGUGGUGGAAAUUACCCGCGCACCCGUCCAGCUACGCCACGGAUGCACCCUAUCAUGCAGCGAUUCUCCACUGCCUGGACCUGAGGAAGCUCGAUGUGCACUUAUGCGAACCCAGGUUUGACAUUGUUCUGUAGUCAGCUGAUCACGAUGGAAACUAAAGGACCGAUCGUGAUUGAUUUGUACAUAGUCGUUUAGUACAGAUUUUAGGCUAUAGGCUUGCUCUUCCGGUAUUCUUCUGCUUGCAUGUAAAUAAAGCAGAAAGUAGCGCUGUCAAUUUCGAGCGAAUGCAUUCUUGGACCUCUGUUUCUGUCUGGAGAUAGAAGGUCUUGGAAGCCAGCAAAAUCUUUCGCAGCUUUCCGUUGUCGAGCAGAUAAGUUUAAGUCGAUUAUGCAGUGUCAGUGCACAUGACACAAUAAUUUUCAAUCCUGAUCUUAUUCUAAGCUACUUCGAUCAGAGAAACUGCAGCCUGGCCUUAUACUCAUACCUACCGCAUUCGGUACGUGUCGGUACUUCCGUCUCACAGAGCAAAUCUCUGUGGAAGAUUAUUCGCUGCUCACAGGAAUAGAAAUUGACAU